This is a messenger RNA of Heteronotia binoei (common prickly gecko), 2148 nucleotides long. RefSeq names its product E3 ubiquitin-protein ligase TRIM7-like. The record is from RefSeq and is a predicted model, not a curated record. Gene Ontology annotation, molecular function: zinc ion binding; protein binding. Lineage: Eukaryota; Metazoa; Chordata; Lepidosauria; Squamata; Gekkonidae. The coding region runs from base 7 to 1623 and encodes 538 amino acids. The transcript has 9 exons.
GCUGCCAUGGCGGCUGAAGGUCCUGUGCAGGAGCUCUGCGAGGAAGCCUCUUGCUCCAUCUGCCUGGACUUCUUCAGGGACCCGGUGACCAUCGCCCAGUGCGGCCACAACUUCUGCCGAGCCUGCCUGACCCGCAGCUGGGGGGAGGCGGGGGCUGCAGCAGAGCCUUCCUGCCCCCAGUGCAGGGGACCGGCGCAGGAGGGGAACCUCCGCCCCAACCAGCUGCUGGCCAACUUUGUCGAAAUAGCUAAGAAAUUCAGCCCUUUGGAAGGGAAGGGGGCGGAAGCGAAGGGGGGAGAAGGGGAAGGGGGCGUCUGCGAGAAGCACCGGGAGCCCCUGAAGUUUUUCUGCCGGGAGGACGAAGCCCCCCUCUGCGGUAUCUGCAGAAGAUCCCGGGAGCACCGAGAGAAGGAGGUAAGAAAUCUCGGUGCAUCUUCAAUGCGGAAUUCCGUCGUGGCAGCUAGAACGGAAAGAGUUUGCCAGAAGCACCAGGAGCCGCUGAAGCUCUUCUGCAAGGACCAUGAAGCCCCCAUCUGCGUGGUCUGUGAGCAGUCCCGGGAGCACCAAUAUCACGACAUCGUUCCUGCGGAGGAGGCCGCCCAAGAGUACAAGGAUCAGUUCUGCAAUUGUGUGGAGAUUCUGCUGAAGGAGAGAAACAAAAUCCUGGCAUACAAAGCCGAUAUAGUGAAGGAAAGCCAAGACCUGCUCAGGCAAACCAAAGGAGAGCGACAGAAGGUGCUGAUCAAGUUUAGGCAACUACAGAAGUUUCUGGAGGAACAAGAGAAACUUUUCCUGGCCCAGAUGGAAGAGGUGGAGAAGGAGGUGGCAAGGAAGAGGGACCAGCACCUGGCCAGACUCUCUGAGGAACUCUCCUCUCUGGAAAGCCUCAUCCGAGAAAUGGAGACGUGUCAACAGCCAGCCAGCAGUCUCCUGCAGGAUGGAAGGUCAACCUUGAGCCGGUAUGAAGAAAAGGAGCCGUUUGAGAGUCCAGUGGCUUUUCCCCUUGCGCUGAAGUGGCGUAUCUGGGACUUCUCGGAUUUAAAUCCGCUUUUGGAGGCCAUCAAGAAGCAAUUCAAAGACACUCUGGAGUCUGGCCUUCACAUGCAGAAAGCAAAUGUGACUCUGGAUCCAGACACAGCCCAUCUACAACUCAUCCUGUCUGAGGGUCAGAAAAGCGUGAGACAAGGAGAAAAACCUCAAGCUCUGCCCACAAAUCCUGAGAGAUUUGAGAAGUAUGGUGCUGUGAUGGGCCGUGAGGGAUUCACAGGAGGCUGUCAUUUCUGGGAAGUCCUUGUGGGAAGUGAGGAAUCAUGGGCUGUGGGGGUGGCCAGAAAAUCUGUGAGGAGGAAGGGAGACAUCACCUUUAGUCCUGAGGAAGGGUUCUGGGAGGUGGGGAAGUGGGAGGGCAGCUACCAGGUUUCUGGAAAAGUCAGUGAUCUGACCCUGAGUGGAGAGCUGAAGAGGAUCCGAGUGUGCCUGAACUAUGCUGGGGGGCGAGUGGCCUUUUUUGAUGCUGACCGAGCAGCCCUUCUCUACGAGUUCUCUGGAGCCCCCUUCCGUAGAGAGACCCUCCUGCCCUACUUUUGGGUGCGUGAAAAAGGCCACCUCAAAAUCUCUUCAUAGGACUUUUUCUUGACACCAGGACCAUCAAGAAGAAAAUAUUUCUCAAGAGUGCCCCUUUUUUGAGUCCUGUAGAGGCCUCUCUUGUCUCCAGCCACCAAAACAGACUGCAGUAAAGUGGAGACAUUUCUCCCCCUCCUCCAUUUCCCAACAUUCCUUUCUCCUCCUUUGUAUCUUAUUCCUUAAAGCAACAGUAACACCUUUCACAUUGUAAAGGAUAACAGGCUUGUACUACAGGAGAGCUCCAAACAGACCAUCAGGACCCUCUCCAGCCUCCAUUCUCCUCAAGGAUGAGAGGAACCACUGCAGAAGAAGAAGAGGUCCCGCAUGUUUCUAUUAUUAUUCUGGACUUCCUCUUUUCUUUACUGGACACCAUCUGCUAGGAUUUCCAGUGUUCAGCCUACACUUUCUGACAGACACUGAAGGUCUUGUCGCUAUCCAGGUUCCUGCGUUCACAGCAUUUGUUUUUCAGUUGUACCAGAGACUGAGAAGGUGUUAUGCUUUUUAUAAAGUUAUGUUGUGUUGAAA